Molecule: messenger RNA, 1088 nt
Organism: Sciurus carolinensis (gray squirrel)
Lineage: Eukaryota; Metazoa; Chordata; Mammalia; Rodentia; Sciuridae
Gene: Fkbp11
Product: FKBP prolyl isomerase 11
Exons: 6
Coding region: 465-1067 (200 amino acids)
Biological process (GO): protein peptidyl-prolyl isomerization
Molecular function (GO): peptidyl-prolyl cis-trans isomerase activity
Source: RefSeq, a predicted model, not a curated record
GAUUGUUGAUGAAAGCAGAAAAAUGGUAAUCAGAGGAGAUCAGGGAUUCAUUCCAUUCUUACAGGGAAAUAGCUCCUUGUACUUUCCAGUUAGCUUUCCGAGAGCAAGAGGAUAGGACAGCUCCCUGCUACAGAGAUUGGAGCUGAAGGUACAGAGGUGGGAGGGGGACGCCACCUUUGACAACUGCUGGUGUGGCAGCAAUUCCUCCUAUGGGACAGAACGACUAACGGACAGAUGGGUCAGGAUGCGAACUCCCUAUCUCAGAGGCUAGGGAGGGCUCCCUGCGGCCUCCUCCCUCCAGGAGGUGGGGACAAGGUGGAGCAAGGACUGCGAGAGGAGGAGCUCGCUCAUCACCACAAGCCCGGUCGCGUCCAGUCUGGCCUGGGCGCGGAGGAAACGCUCUCCUAGUCGCCGCCACUCGAGUAUCCUGUCCUGGUGCCCCAGUGCCCUGCCCCCAUCCAGUCAUGACCCUGCGCCCCUUAUUCCUGCCUCUCCAUCUGCUGCUGCUGCUGCUCAGUGGGGCGGUGUGCAGGGCUGACCCAGGGUUCGAAGCCGAAAGUCCUGUCCGGACCCUCCAAGUGGAGACUUUGGUGGAGCCCCCCGAGCCGUGUGCGGAACCCGCUGCUUUUGGAGACACGCUCCACAUACAUUACACGGGCACCUUGGUAGAUGGACGCAUUAUUGACACCUCUCUGACCAGAGACCCUCUGGUUAUAGAACUUGGCCAAAAGCAGGUGAUUCCAGGUCUGGAGCAGAGCCUUCUAGACAUGUGUGUAGGAGAGAAGCGAAGGGCAAUCAUCCCUUCCCACUUGGCCUAUGGAAAACGGGGAUUUCCACCGUCUGUCCCAGCGGAUGCAGUGUUGCAGUAUGACGUGGAGCUGAUUGCACUGAUCCGAGCCAACUACUGGCAAAAGCUGGUGAAGGGCAUUUUGCCUCUGGUAGGCAUGGCCAUGGUGCCAGGCCUCCUGGGUCUCAUUGGUUUUCACCUAUACAAAAAGGCCAACACACCCAAAGUCUCCAAAAAGAAGCUCAAGGAAGAAAAACGAAACAAGAGUAAAAAGAAAUAAAUGAUAGUACUUUUUAAAGAA